GUUGUCCAUGCCGCCGACAUCUGUCUGAGUGUUACCUUGCCCAAGAGGACCCACUGUGGGAGCUCACCACGCAUGGAGUUGGCCUCGGACCGGGCGGUGGCAACACUGGAGAUGUCGCAAAUCAAAAGCAAAGACGAUGAGCCUUUGGACAGUGACGGGGACUACGAGAGCUUGCCACCUCAUGUCUCAGUGGCGACCCACAUGACAGCGGGAGCCGUGGCUGGCAUACUGGAGCACACGGUGAUGUACCCUGUGGACUCUGUCAAGACUAGGAUGCAGAGCUUGCAGCCAGACCCGAAUGCACAGUACAGGAGUGUGUAUGAGGCUCUGAAAAGGAUCAUCAAGACAGAAGGGGUCUUCAGACCGCUGAGGGGCCUCAACAUCACCAUGAUGGGAGCCGGACCUGCCCAUGCGCUGUACUUCGCCUGCUAUGAGCGAGUCAAACGCUCACUAAGUGACGUCAUUCAGAAUGGAGGCAACAGCCAUUUAGCCAAUGGUAUGGCAGGUAGUGUGGCCACUGUUCUCCACGAUGCAGUCAUGAAUCCAGCUGAAGUGGUGAAGCAGAGGAUGCAAAUGUACAACUCUCCUUAUCGGGGACUCUUGGAUUGCGUUCGAACAGUAACGCGUACCGAAGGCAUUGGAGCCUUCUACCGCAGCUACAGCACACAGCUGACCAUGAACAUCCCCUUCCAGGCCGUUCACUUCAUCACCUACGAGCUGAUGCAGGAGCAGUUAAACCCCCACAGACAUUACCACCCUGGCAGCCACAUAGUGUCGGGCGCAGCAGCGGGAGCCAUUUCCGCAGCAGUAACCACUCCACUUGAUGUUUGUAAAACGCUGCUCAACACGCAAGAGAAUGUAGCGCUCAACUCCAUGAACAUCAGUGGCCAUUUAACAGGAAUGGCUAACGCCUUCAGGACAGUGUACCAGCUUGGCGGUCUGACGGCCUUCUUCAAAGGGGUUCAGGCGAGGGUUAUAUACCAGAUGCCUUCCACUGCCAUUGCCUGGUCGGUGUACGAGUUCUUCAAGUACUUUCUGACGAAGAGGCAGCCGGAACAAGAGGCAGGACCUGGUCCGCUGUAAUGGAAAAUGUGUGGGAGCAACCCCACACCUAGACUGAUGGAAGAAAGCUCCUGCCUGAAGGAGUAAGAGCUUGACGUGUUUUUCCCGCUGUUGAGGAAAUAACACAGAUUUUCCUCUCACAGGGGGAUGUCACCGUGAUAGAGGCGCAUCAGAGAAUAGCACUUCUUUUUGCCCAUUCUCUGAUGCAAAAAGAAGUGCCAUUCUCUGAUGCGCCUCUAUCAGAGAAUGGCACUUCUUUUUUCUCAUUUACCUAAGUCUGUGCGUGCAUGUGUGUGUGUUUUGAGUUAAGAUGAUGUUGCACAACCAGGAUAUGCAGAGAGAUGACUAUUCUUAAAAGGACGGAUAACUUAUGUAGGAGAGAGUCAUCUUCUUCUUCCUCCAUUCCACAAACGCAUCAACCACAGCUCUCCAAACUCUCUUUCCUACAUGUGGCGACCGUAUAAUUAAGUUGUCUUGAAUGAUGUUUAUAGUUCUUAAUAUUGGAACUUUAUUUAUUUUGUUAGCUUUCUGAGGCUUGCAUUUUAUGGAUGCGGAAGAAACACAAUGGUGUUUGUUUGUUUUAUUUCAUGGUGUAUUUAUAAAGAACCAUUACAACACAUUCCUUAUCUCCACUCCACGGCGGACAGAACAGUUGUGCUUUCCAAGUGCCUCAUAAAUAUUAAAUGCUACUUCACCUUUUUAUCCCCCCUCUUUUCGCACCUGUUUUUGACAUAAGAAACCUUUCCAUAUCUCAUUUUUAUGUUUUAUCAAAAAGGCAUAACAUUUUUUUAUAAGAUCAAAUCUUAUUGUGGCUCUGAUUGGCCACGUCUGUGAAACCUGAACAUGCUAAACUGGAUGGUUCUUUGGGUUUUUUUCAAUUAUUAUGUCUUCACCAAAUGGUCAGAAGCCAUUUUGCAGAUAUUCCCUUACUAUUUUAUUAGUUGUUUUUUUUUUUUUUUUUUUUUUUUUUUGCAUUAAGUGCAAAAUACCACAUUUUGCCCCCUGAGAGAGACUGUCUCUCAGCAUGAAGGUGUGUAGGCCGUAACGGUCCAGUUAUUUGCCUUGUUGAAGUGCAGUACUACAGCACUCCUGAAUCACGCACAAUAACCUGUUGCAGAAAGGAGGCAGCUUGUUUAUAUGUAUUCAGAUUCAUGAAUAUAUAUUUUGAGGGUGACUGUUUCUGAGAAAUUUCAUUAUGCAGGUCCAAAGGUGGAUCAAAUAAGGCUGUUACUUGACACAAUGGCCGUGUCUCAACCUUUAGGUGCAUUUGUACUGGUGUGAUGUUUAAAUGUGCCAUAAUGACCUUUUAAGCUAAAGGUUAUAGUUUGUAUAUAACAUAUUUUCAGAGUCUAAGUUUGGCUGAAGCUUAAAGUGCAGACUUUCCGUGAUCCAAAAUGUAACAUCAUUAUUUUAAUGUUUGUUUUGAAACUGACCUUGGGCACUCUUCGUUAUCAUGAGACUGGUAAAAUCCUGAUGAGAUCAGCUGGUAAGCAGGCAAUGCCGUUUCUUUUAUUUCCACUCGUCCUGUUGUACUUACACAUUUCCUGUGUGCUCACUGCUCUCUCCAGCCUAUUGUCUAUUUUUGAUUCAGUAGUCAAGACAUUCCUCCAGAUAUUGAUGUAAUCCACCAAGCAGCCAGAUUUAUUUGUUUUUAAUUAUGGAAGUUUUUUUUUUUUUCUUACUCUGGAAAAGUUUAGAAAGUUCCAGUGGUCUCACGAACCCCAUAGCAACAUAUUCUUCAUGCUUGUGUAGUUGGGUAACUAUUAAUAUACCAAAGACAUGCAUUGAAUUCUAUGCAUCUUACUUUGAACCUGUAGUUAUGAUGCUGCCUGCUGUGAAUGUCAUUCACCCCCACCCCAGAGUAGGGUCAACUGUCCUCAUCUCUUGAAUUGAAAUCUUUCUUUUAGCUCCACAGGCUUGUUGUCUGUGUGUGUUUGGAGCUUGAUGGUGUCAGAAAAAUCUUCUCUGCCGGAGUGUUUUUAUUUGCUUCUCUGACAAGUUUCCUUGACUACUAAAGUACCUGAGCAAAAGCAGUUAAAAGUGGAAAUUGUAAGUUAUUCUGAAUAUUUUGGAAAGGCUUGGGUAUGUUUGGAAAAUUAUAUUGUGACCUACUUUUUAUCCGAUUAGUUGCUUCAAACUAUAUAAACUACUUUAUAUUGAAUAUAGUUACAUGUGCAAUAUGAAUUUCACAUGAAUGGAGGGUGGAUGUUAAGCUUGAAUAUAAAAGUGGCUUAAUUAGCAUAGGUUCAUACAACUGUUCUAUUCUUGUCUAGGUCUAAUCACAUGGUGAGCAAAAGUAAAAUGAAGCUGUGGUGAACGCUACCUUCCCUCCUGCGUCGUUCCUUUAUCUCAUAACAGAGAAUCAGAAUUCCCAAGCUGUGUUGCAACACGUGUCCAAGUACUUUUAACAUGUUGAAGUAAUGUUUCUAAUAGAUGCUUACAUUUUAAAGGAGACGUGAGCAGAUAUGCUAUGCGAGGAUUUUCAUAAUGUAAAUAUUUUAUGCUAUUUACGCACAAAUGAUCGAAAUGGGAGAUGGGAUGAUUUUUUUUUUUUUUUCCCGCUGAGUGCCAUCUCCAGAACAGGAAUGCUUGGAAGUUUGCCCGUACAAAUAUGAAAUGAUUGUAAUAAUACUGCCACAGUAUGUAACACUGGAGCUGAAAUAAACAUGCAACUGAG
Messenger RNA from Toxotes jaculatrix (banded archerfish), 3739 nucleotides. RefSeq names its product solute carrier family 25 member 37 (gene slc25a37). The transcript is spliced from 4 exons. Gene Ontology annotation, cellular component: mitochondrial membrane. Gene Ontology annotation, molecular function: ferrous iron transmembrane transporter activity. Gene Ontology annotation, biological process: iron import into the mitochondrion. Lineage: Eukaryota; Metazoa; Chordata; Actinopteri; Toxotidae. The record is from RefSeq and is a predicted model, not a curated record. Bases 73 to 1083 code for a protein of 336 amino acids.